Messenger RNA from Dioscorea cayenensis subsp. rotundata (Guinea yam), 1296 nucleotides. RefSeq lists its product as uncharacterized. The coding region runs from base 1 to 1296 and encodes 431 amino acids. The record is from RefSeq and is a predicted model, not a curated record. The transcript has 3 exons. Lineage: Eukaryota; Viridiplantae; Streptophyta; Magnoliopsida; Dioscoreales; Dioscoreaceae.
AUGGGCUCAAGCUCAAAUAAUGGAGCAGUCUUGUCUUGUGGUACUUGUGGGGCUACACAUUCAACUGUACAAUGCCCUAUCUCUAUUUCCUCCACAGGGCCUGUUGAGACAGUGGAUUAUGUUGGCGGUGGUCAGAGGGGCCAAGGAAACGCAUACGGUCCCACAUUUAAUUCAGGGUGGAGGAAUCACCCCAAUUUUUCAUGGAAUUCGGGGCCACAAGAGAAUCCAAGGGAGCACCUCAAGGCCGUCACUAUUAGGAGUGGGAGACCGUUGGAGGCAAGAGCCGAGGAUUUCUCAAGUGCCAAGAAGGAUGGGGUGACCAUUUUGGAAGACCCCGAAGUGGCUAAGCCGGAAAAGAAGGACACUCAGUACAAAAAGUUCCUCAACAUGUUCAAGCAGCUUCAUAUAAAUAUUCUACUCGUUGAGGUAUUGGCCGGAAUGCCUAAGUACGCCAAGUUCAUGAAAGACCUUCUUACCAAUAAGAGGAAGCUUGAAGAGCUUGAGACAAUGGCACUCCCUAGGAAUUGUUCCGCAAUGAUUCAGACGAAGCUUCCAAAGAAGUUGACUGACCCUGGGAGCUUCAUCAUCCCUUGUAUGAUUAGGGAGGGCAUGCAAGAGAAAGCACUGGCCGACUCUGGGGCCAACAUUAAUGUAAUGCCAUACAAGUUGUUCUUGAAGUUGGGAUUAGAGGAUUUGAGGCCCACAAGAAUGACGGUGCAACUUGCAGAUCGAUCGAUAAGGAAGCCCAGGGGUGUUGUUGAAGAUAUACUUGUGAAGGUGGAUAAACUCAUCAUUCCUGUGGACUUUGUGAUACUUGAUGUGGAUGAUGACGUUCAUAUCCCACUGAUCCUUGGGCGCCCAUUCCUUAAUACUUCUGGUGCUCUCAUUGAUGUAAAAGGAGGGAGAAUGAUUCUCAGAGUGGGAGAGGAGAAAGUCGUUUUUACACUUCGUGAAGCAAUGAGGCAAACCUUGGAUCAUGAUGACCCCUUAUAUUUUACCUAUGAAACUGAUAUGGUCAUCUCUGAUUGUAUGCAGGAAGUUUUGGCUAUGAACCCAUUGGAUGAAUAUCUGGAAGAAGUGGGCAACAAGGAGGAUAAGAUGAAGGUCCAUGUUUCCCCUCCAAUGCAGCAUGUAAGCUAUGUGGGAACAGAUCCACCACCAAGUCGUAAAAAGAAGAAAAACAUGAAGAAGAUGUGGUGCAAGGUGAACAAAAAGCUAAAGGAGGGAACGACAGUCACGCUAACGCCACCAAGGGAGGUAGACCGUCUUUACUUUGAGGGGAAAGGCAAGUUUUGA